Messenger RNA from Aureobasidium vineae, 297 nucleotides. NCBI's taxonomy places the organism in Eukaryota, Fungi, Ascomycota, Dothideomycetes, Dothideales, Saccotheciaceae. The record is from the annotation of a GenBank genome assembly.
AUGACCAACUGGGAGACCGGCAACUACAUCAACUACGCCAAGAUGAGCGAGAACCUGAGCAUCGUUCGCCAGCGUAUGAACAACCGCCCUUUGACCUACGCCGAGAAGAUUCUCUACUCGCAUCUUGAUAACCCCACGAGCAAGAUAUUGAGCGUGGUGUCUCGUACCUCAAGCUCCGUCCCGACCGUGUUGCUUGCCAGGACGCCACUGCUCAGAUGGCCAUUCUGCAGUUCAUGUCCGCUGGCAUGCCCUCCGUCGCUACCCCUUCCACUGUACGUACGACAAGGAUACAAAUAG